Molecule: messenger RNA, 1812 nt
Organism: Sinocyclocheilus rhinocerous
Lineage: Eukaryota; Metazoa; Chordata; Actinopteri; Cypriniformes; Cyprinidae
Product: general transcription factor II-I repeat domain-containing protein 2-like
Exons: 1
Coding region: 1-1812 (603 amino acids)
Source: RefSeq, a predicted model, not a curated record
AUGGCGCAACAAAGUAAAAGGAAAAUCGAAAGUGAAUGCAGGAGAUUUCAGACACGUUGGGGAAAUGAAUAUUUUUUCACGGAGGUGAGCGGGAAAUGUGUCUGUUUAAUUUGCCAGGAGUCCAUUGGGGUGAUGAAGGAAUAUAAUGUUAAAAGACAUUACGAAACAAAACAUCAGUCUUUCAAAUCGUACACUGGUGCUGAGCGCGAUCAAAAGGUGAAACAAUUGGCAGCUGCCUUGUUAGCUCAACAACAACAAUUUUUUCGUGCUAAUAAAGCACAGGAAAAUUCUACAUUAGCUAGUUAUGAGGUAGCUCACCUAAUAGCGCGGCACGGAAAACCCUUCACUGAAGGCGAACUUAUAAAGGAGUGUCUGAUGAAAGUUGCCACAAUAAUUUGCCCAGAAAAGAUGCAAGAUUUUAAAAAUAUCAGUCUUUCAAGAAACACAGUCGGACGGAGAAUUGAAGACUUGUCGGCAAAUCUAAAAGAACAAGUGACAGACAAAGUUCCCACGUUUGAUUUUUACUCAAUUGCGUGCGAUGACAGCACUGAUUCCACAGAUACUGCACAGCUGUUAAUUUUUUUGCGAGGUGUGGACAGUGAUUUUUGCAUUUCAGAAGAGCUACUUGAAAUGAAGAGCCUUAAGAGUACAACAACGGGAAAAGAUCUUUUUGAAGCCGUAUCAUGUGCGAUUGAAAACAUGAAUCUCCCUUGGGCCAAGCUCUGUGGCAUUACAACCGAUGGAGCACCAGCCAUGCUCGGCGAGCGGAAUGGAAUGGCUUCCAUGGUAUGCAACAAAGUUUGCGAAAGUGGAGGUGAGGCUGUGAAAAUGCACUGUAUCAUACACCAGGAAGCGCUCUGUGCCAAAGCCAUCCAGAUGGAUGACGUGAUGACCACUGUGGUAAAAACUAUAAACUUGAUUCGUUCAAGAGCGCUCAACCACAGAGAAUUCCGGGCAUUUCUGUCUGAUAUUGAUGCAGAAUACGGUGACGUAAUAUAUCACUCUAACGUGCGAUGGCUGAGUCGCGGCUCUGCUCUACGGCGGUUCUAUUCGCUGCGGUCUGAAAUUGACCAGUUUUUGAAAGAAAAAAAUCUGACACUUGAUCAACUCAAUGACCCUGACUGGCUGGCAGACCUUGCUUUUUUAGUUGAUUUGACCAGUUACCUGAACGCACUGAAUAAAAGCCUGCAAGGCAAGGACCAGCUGAUAUCGGAAAUGUAUGCGCACUUGAAAUCCUUUGCUGUGAAGCUAAGACUUUUUGAGAGACAAAUCAGUGACCGCAAUGCUGUGCACUUUCCUAGUUUGUCCGAAAUCAUCUCGAGUUUUUCAGACUCCAACAUCCCUGGAAAAAUGGAUAAAUAUUCGACAGUGCUCACAUCCUUAAUCACAGAAUUUAAUCAGCGUUUUCAAGACUUUUCCGCUAUUGAUAGCGACAUCAAACUGUUCUCAACCCCUUUCUCUGUUAAUGUAGAAGAAGUACAAGAGAAUGUGCAGCUGGAACUCAUAGAACUUCAGUGCAAUGAUUCUCUUCGCAGCCGCCACCAGCUUCUUCCCCUGUCCGAGUUUUACAAGAGUUUGGAAACAUCCAGAUUCCCCUUAAUCAAACGUCAUGCACAAAGGAUGAUGAGUCUGUUUGGCUCCACGUACAUAUGUGAGCAAACAUUUUUGCUGAUGACGCUGAACAAGAGUCCACUGAGAGCCAGGCUGACUGACAGCCAUCUCUGUGAUCUGCUUCGUAUCUCUACUACACGACUUACUCCUGACUUGACAUCAAUUCUGAAAUCCAAGGCACAACAUCACUCUUCACAUUAA